GUUUCAAUCGAAUCGUGCGCGUUUAUUGGUCAAUCCUGCACCGCCUCCAUCUUCUUCCUGCCCCCCUUUCUCUCCUCAUAAACACAUCAUUUGGUGCUUCACACGAAGGACCAUACACGCAUAAACAAACAAGAAUAAAAGGCGCUCGAAAGCAGUAGAGGAGAAGAGAACAAGGAUGUUUUUCGUUGACCGGCCCCAAAGCAUUCCACGACCGGACAUCGGCUCACAACUCGAUGCACUGAACGUCGAUUGGGAGGUUCUCUCCAGCGUCGGAUCCGUGAUUUCCGUGGGAACAGAAGGCAUAACGUAUGCCGGUGUGGUCAAGUUAGGUGAUGUAUGCCAAACCGAACGGAUCCAUCAGGGUGCUCCUGGUCGUCCGUCAACCAAGCCGAAGAAACCCCGCAAAGCGAAGGCAGCGGAGGAGGACGGGCUGAACACCGACGAAUAUGACGCCUUCUUCGUCAUGGAAGGGGUCAAGGGUGCCCGUGGAGGGCGGACGAGCUUGAUGUUCAAGGGAAACCCCAAAACGCAGAAGCCCCGAAAAAAGGAACGCAAACAUAGAUAAAGAUAUCUAAUCCGAGUAUGUUUGCAACAUGUACACGUAAUCUGAUAUGGAACAUUUUACAAGACUAUAGGUUUACAUGGGGCAUCUGUUGCGUGCGUGU
This is a messenger RNA of Seminavis robusta, 665 nucleotides long. Lineage: Eukaryota; Bacillariophyta; Bacillariophyceae; Naviculales; Naviculaceae. The record is from the annotation of a GenBank genome assembly.